Molecule: messenger RNA, 210 nt
Organism: Pelobates cultripes (western spadefoot toad)
Lineage: Eukaryota; Metazoa; Chordata; Amphibia; Anura; Pelobatidae
Source: the annotation of a GenBank genome assembly
AUGUUUUGCUCCACGCGGCCAUCCAUAAUACCUACUGUUAUUAGCAAGAAAGCCGCACGGUGGAAGAAACCUUCAUUAAGCAGAAUCACGCUGAUGCAGCUAUUGAUCCAAAACCCUCUCCCAGGUUCUGCUGGACACAAUAUCCUUUCUCUCUGCUCUCUCUUCCCUCAAGGGAUGAAAGGCCAGAUUAGAAAGAAAGGGAAAAAAUAG